GAAAAGAUGAUUAACAUGUAUAAAGGGCUUUCCCUGCAGUAUAAAUAGGAGCACGCGCCCUCCUGGCGCUUUAGAGCCCUCCUGAUGUAUAUAUGCAGACAGGGAGGUUUGAAACGGCCCUUUGAGACGGUAAUAUAAUCAAACUCUGAUUUGGGGAACAGCAGUUCUCCCAUUUUUCUAUCUUCUCGUGGGAAUGAGUUGCCAACCUUUUACUUCGGCCGAUACCUUUAUACCUUUGAAUUCAGAGUCUUCUGCAACUCUGCCUUUGAUAAUGCAUCACAGUGCUGCCGAGGGCCUACCAGUCUCCAACCACACCACCAAUGUGAUGUCGACAGUCCCGUCUAUUUUGUCUUUGAUCCAAACUCCUAAAUGUUUGCACACAUAUUUCUUGGUGACAACGUUGGGAAACACAGCAACAGGACUUCAUUAUUCUGUUCCUUCCUGUCAUUAUGGAAACCAGCCAUCCACCUACGGAGUGAUGGCAGGUAGCUUAACCCCUUGUCUCUAUAAGUUUCCUGACCACACCUUGAGUCAUGGCUUUCCUCCCAUGCACCAGCCCCUCCUGGCGGAGGACCCCACAGUCGCUGAUUUCAAGCAGGAACUCAGGCGGAAAAGUAAACUGGUUGAAGAGCCAAUAGACAUGGAUUCUCCGGAAAUCCGAGAACUUGAAAAGUUUGCCAAUGAAUUUAAAGUGAGAAGAAUUAAGUUAGGAUACACCCAAACAAAUGUUGGGGAAGCUCUCGCAGCCGUGCAUGGCUCUGAGUUCAGUCAGACAACUAUCUGCCGAUUUGAGAACCUGCAGCUCAGUUUUAAAAAUGCAUGCAAACUGAAAGCAAUAUUAUCCAAAUGGCUGGAGGAAGCUGAGCAAGUAGGAGGUUUAUACAAUGAAAAAGUGGGAGCAAAUGAAAGGAAAAGGAAACGAAGAACAACUAUAAGUAUUGCUGCUAAAGAUGCUCUGGAGAGACACUUUGGAGAACAGAAUAAACCUUCCUCUCAAGAGAUCAUGCGGAUGGCUGAGGAACUGAGUCUUGAGAAAGAAGUAGUAAGAGUUUGGUUUUGCAACCGAAGGCAGAGAGAAAAACGGGUGAAAACAAGUCUGAAUCAGAGUUUAUUUACUAUUUCUAAGGAGCACCUUGAAUGCAGAUAAGAUUACCUAUUGUGUAAUAGCUGAUUUUCCUAUUUUUCAUUCCUUUCUCCUUUCCAACAAAAAUAUAAAUUAGUCAUUUGGUUGGGUUCAAAAAUCAUUUUAUAUCAAAGACUUUUGAAGAAACUUUCUUUUCUAUAUUGAAAAAGAAGACAAUUUAAAUUCUAUUGAUGAAUUAUUUUCUUUAAAAUAGUUAUUCUCAGAAGUUAAAUUGUAUAUUUUUAAGCCAAAGAUACUAAUAGGAAUCAAUUAUUCUUCAAUCCCUCUUUCCUUUUAGCUCUAUCUACACACACACAGUGUACAUGAAUCUUUUAGUUUAAAGAUUCCUCUUCCAAAGACUGUUUAUUAGCUUUUUAUAUUUCAAUUAGUAAUGUUAAACAGUUAAAGAAUACUACCCUAGAAGAUCCAAUUAGAAAAUUCAUUUAUCAUGUCCUGCUUACCACUAGCUCUUAGAGUUUAUUUGAACUAAAAGUUUUAUACUUAGGAGCAACAGGUACCUUGGAAUUUCAUCAUUGCAUUUAAGAAUAAAUCUUAAUCAGAAGUGUCAUCUUUUGGCUAAUAUUUAGGGCAUAGUGUCCAAAGAAGUGUUUCAAAAGAAAUUUAUAGAAUCAUUAACAUACCUUUUAUUGUUCCAAGACAUUGGCUUUUUUGUAUUUAGUUACAGAAAAUAUGCUUUAUGGAUUCUUGAACUGCAUGCUGCUCUCUUCUGUAAGCUACAACAGUACAGGAACCACGUUUGUCUUAUUUACUGGUUUUCUCCAGUGCCUGGGAGAGUGUUUGCUCAGAGCAAGCCUGCAACUUUUGUUAAAUGAACAGAUGUGCUGUUAACAAUGGUACAAACGUGAAGGUUGCCCAAUUUAAUAAUGUUGUUUAUUUUUGAACUCUCACUAGAAAAUAAUCUGAGGCCCUGUCAAAAAGACUGUCACUUUGGUUAGAAUAUGAUUUAUUAUUAAAAAAAAGUUUGAUAUACUGAGCUUUUCAAAUUCAGGGAAUUGCUUCUCAAGGCUUAUACUUAAUUUGUAAGAGUGCACUUUUUUGAAAUUUGCAAGAAGCAAACUGUAACAUAAUAAUCUAUUUUUUUUGCAUUUUGAAUGUAAAUCUGACAAUGUUUAUCUAAUUUAUGUAACAAAAGUGGAGAAAGUUAUACUAAAUUUUAGUACUGACUUGGAAUGUUUACUAAAUAAAUUUUACUGUCCAGUCUCUUGCUUUUUGUGAUAUUAAGACCAAGCAUUAUACAAGUCAUAAUGUAUGUAGAUUGUAUGUUUAUGCACAAAGCACCACCAUCAAUUGGAUGGUUAGAAACAUCAGUUUAUUAGCAAAAAAAAAAAGGUUGUUUUCAGUGGCCUAAUCAUCCAUGUUUAAGCACAUAUCUAACACCCACAAGGUAUUAAAUACAGUAUAUGAAGGCUUUUCUUAUUCAAGAGUAAAUUCCAAAUUAUUCAGCCACAUACAUGUGUAAGUUCCUUCCUUGGAUAACUCACCUGCUUAUAACAUACACUAAUUUGGAAGGGAUUCUUUAGUUUGACAAAGGCAGGGAUAGAAUGUACAUACAUACAUACACACACACACACACACACACACACACAAAUACAUAUAUGGACACCUUUGAAACUGCAAAAAGGAGGCAAAAUGUAAUGCAGUAUAAAUCUAGAAUAGGGAUUUUUUUUGCACUUUAAAUAAGAAUGUGCUGGGAAUGUUUAAUCUGACUCACUUUAAAUUACAGAACUAAGCAUGCAUAUAUAUAUACCUAGGUCAUCACAUACAUGAUCAUAUCAUCAGACAUUCAUCAUAGUAAUUCAAGUUCAGAUACAACUAGCAUUGGGAAUUGAUUUCUCUCCCUAAAAGUACUUAUUCUGAGUCAAUACUUAAUAAUAAAACAGCAAUUCUUUUAUUUAUAUAUUCACAAGUUAGUUGUAAAUACACUGAUAUCUACUGCUAACUCAUUUGUAUUGAGUUCUGAAACUAUUAUCUUCUAAUAAUGAGAUACUAUUUCAAUAUUGAUCUUUCUAAAAAAAAAAGAAAAUGAUUGUUAUUUAGAAUUCUUAACUGCAAUUAAAUGACAAAUGUGACUUACUGUGCAGUAUCUAUGUGUUUUUACUUUUGGAAAUAAACGUCCAAGGCUAACUUUAGUCAGUCUUUCCAUCUUAUGUUCUUGUGAACUCUCCAAUGGUUAAAUCUUCAGAAUUCAGUAGAGUAGUCUGUUCAAAUGGAAAGACCUGUGUCAUUUAUAUGGAUUGUUACAUUCAAUUUUACCUGGUAGGGAUGAUUGACAUUCAUACAUUUACCUUUUCAUCUCUAAUGGCGGAAAGAUUCGUGUAGUUAAAAAAUAUUUCUAGGGUUUUGGGAUUGAUGGUAUGUGUGUAUGUGUAUGUUUUCAAGUUCUUGGGAGGACAGGGGUGGGAGAAGGAGUGUGUAUGGUGCUCCAAUGCAGGGUACCUGAAAUUGGACUUCAAUCCUCAGGCUUCCUCUAAGGCGAAUAGAGGAAUUUGAUUCUAAUGACUCUUGAAAGAACUAAGAUUAGAUGAAUGGUCUUAAGUCCCUUUAUGGGACUCAGUUACCACAGAGGAAAUUGUAAAGUUCAUCUGUUUUUCUGUAUCUGCAAUGACCUAUUCUUGCAGAGUAAAGGCAUUAAAGGAGAAAGUCAUAGGUCUCUUUUAUGGACACAUAAAAGUUGGACACACCCUGUUUUAAUGUGAGAAUGUCUAACACAGGAGAACAGUUAAAUUAGGCCCAAAGGGAUCAGGCUAGAAGUGUGGCUCCCUGGCUAGUAAGAAAUACAAGUGGCCAAGGAGAAAGUGCAGGCUUCCCCUAAAGACACUCAGAUGCAAAUAAUAAAAUACACAGCACUGUGCAGGUCAAAUAAAGCCCACAGGCUGCCAGAUUCUUUCUGAUUUACAGGGUCACCAUCUUAAGCCCCUGUCCACUAGCCCCUGCCCUAACCAGGUACUCCUCUCAGAGCAUAGAAUACAGUGCAGAACACAAUCACAUCAUGUGUCCUUUUGUUUUCUAAGACUGUUAUUAUCAUCAGUAUUGACAUUUUCAUACUUCUAUAAUAUUACAUUUUCAUAUUUCUAUGAUACUGUGCAAUCUCUUCCAUCCAUGAAUUACACAACUGGUAACAGAAUGUGACACUGGGCUGCAUCCUUCUCAGUAACAGAGAUAUUGCUAUACUCUCCUGCUCUUUCUAUUUGAAACCUCGUUUGAAUAGUUGUUAAGAAAAUCCUUUUGCCAAAAAAGAGGAGUUAGGGAAGCAAGUUUUUUAAAAACAGUAUUUUCAUUAAAUUUAGUGUGUAAGAAUCUUUGUUUCCUAACCUUAAGGAUCUAAAAGGAAGUUUUAUUUUUAGCAAAUGAUGGCGUAACAUUACAAAUUUAUAGUGAUUGUGAAAACUGCCAAUAGAGCGUUUUAUAAAUGUAGUCAA
Molecule: messenger RNA, 4563 nt
Organism: Manis pentadactyla (Chinese pangolin)
Lineage: Eukaryota; Metazoa; Chordata; Mammalia; Pholidota; Manidae
Gene: POU1F1
Product: POU class 1 homeobox 1
Biological process (GO): regulation of transcription by RNA polymerase II
Molecular function (GO): DNA-binding transcription factor activity, RNA polymerase II-specific; RNA polymerase II cis-regulatory region sequence-specific DNA binding
Source: RefSeq, a predicted model, not a curated record